UUUUAGUGAAAUUGUUACCUUUUCUGCGUAAACAUUAUUUUCACACUAUUCCAAAAAUUCAAUUUUUUCUGGUUUACAAACUGGCUAUAAAGUUUGAACAAAUAUAUAUGAAGAGUAUAUUUCAAUUAUUUUUGAUCUUGCAAUAUAUUCUCAAAACGAUUUUUUAAAUAAUCUUUAACAACGUUUUUUAUAUUAAUAUUUUGAAUUUGAAAGUCUUUCUAUUUUCCGAGAAUUGAUAGACUGCCGUUUUGGUGUGAAAAUGAAUUGAUGCAUGUUAUUGCGAGUCAAAAUUAUUCGUUUCUAUUAAAUUAUCAUAUUGUUAAAGACAUAUAUCGUGCUGCUGUAUAUAUCAAGAGACUCGGUAUUAUAAUUUUCGCGGCAAAAACAAUGUAUCGAUAUAUCGAUGCAUUAUUGCCUCUAUAUGCGCUCGAUUUGAUUUUAUAUAUCGAGAGUAUUCGAUAUGCACGUUAUACAUACAUAUAUAUAUAAGAUAAAUAAAAUGCACCCGCUGCCGCUAUGUGCGCCGCUGUCGCGGAUGUACCACCAGACAUAACCUCGAAACUUUACAAUCAUAAUGAUAACAAAGCGACGCGGCAGAUUUUUGUUAUCAAACACACGAAGUAAUUGACUAUUCCCAAUUUUCUAUUAGCGUGCAAUGUUUCGUACAUCGGUAACACGUUUAAACAGUGAUUUCUAAGAGUUGCAUUAAUGAAUAAUGGGUGACAUAAGAGCAGGACUUGACGAACUCAAGCUGGAUGUUGCGUUGUUUGCCGACGUGAAAUACUACGUCAGCGGCGAAGGCGAUCCAAAGAUUCUGGGCUUAUUACAAAAAGGUGGUGCAUCACGAUCCAAUUAUUUCAGUGAUCUUGUUACGCAUCUCAUAGCCGGGUAUGAAGUACUGGAAAGUGAUAUAUCUGUGGCAAAAGAGCUCUACGAGAUACCAGCUGUUACACAAGAUUGGAUUUUGUACUCCGUCAAAUGCAAGAAAUUGCUUCCACCAAAAUAUUUUUCACCGGAAGGAGAGCAAUUGUUUUCGAACGUUAGAGCAUGUAUAUCGCAAGUGAGUAGAGCAGACAGUAAAGCUCUGUGGGCAAUGAUAACAUUUCAAGGUGGAAAGUGUCAAUUGCGGCUGGAUCGUUACUGCACUCAUUUGAUAACAGGGAAAGCAAGUGGCGUUAAAUAUGACACAGUGAUGAGAUUUGAUGUGCAUCACAUGCAAAUAGUGACGCCGGAUUGGGUAUCAGAAUGUUGUAAAAAGGGUACGCUAAUCGGUGAGGCGGAGUAUCAUCCGCGACUUUUGAUAUAUCCAUCACCAAAUAGUUCGACGGCAUUGAUAACGGGUUUUAUGGACGAAGAUGGUGAGAACAUUCGGAGCCAAGAGGAGCAAGAUAGAACGAAAGCAAUGUUGGAACAAUUAAAACAACGUAUGCCUUGGAAUCAACCGAAUACAUCGGCAUCUUCAAGUGCAUCAUCACAUCAGAGUACAAAUGCGAAUACGAACGCUAACACAGUCCCUCAAGCACCGGUACUCUCGAGUACCGUUAAUGUGCAACAACAACAACAACAACUGCAACAGUCUCAACAAAAUUAUUCACGGCCGAUAGCACAGGAUAAUUUACCAGGUUAUAUUCCUCCUACGUCCCCUGUUAUAUCGAAUGCAAAUUUACAGAAUCAAAACAACUGGCAAUCCCAAAAUGUGCCGGGAAUCACAGCUGUUUCCCAAAUGAAGCCACAGAUACAGACAACGGAAUUACCGCAAUCACAGCCACAACAACAACAACAACAACCACAAAUUAUCCACCAUCAACAGCAGCAACUGCCUCAGCAACAAUUACCUCAACAGCAGCAAAUCGCUCAGCAACAUCAGCAACAAAGUUUUCCGCAGACACCACAACAACAACAAUUGUCAAAUCCUCAAGUAUCACCACAAUUAAUUACUCCGACGCAGCCUGUAGUCUCGCAGCAACAGCCAUUGAAUCACCAAUCUCUUAUGACCCAACAGCCACAGCAUCAAAUGAAUAUGCAAAUUCCUCAACAUCAAAUAGCAGCGCAACAGCAAUUGUUGUCGCCUCAAAAACAACAGCCACAACAACUUGCUCAACAUCAAAUUUUGUCGCAACAAGUUCAACAACAGAUGCCUCAGCAGCAGCAACAACAGCAACAAAUCGUUCCGCAACAACAGCAACUCUCCCAACAGCCACAGUUACUGGCACAACAGCAACAGCAAAUAGCCAUGCAGCAACAACAAUUACCACCGCAACAACAACAACAACAACAACAACAACAACAACAACAACAACAACAACAAAUCAUUCAACAGCAACAUCAGUUGACUCAAUCUUCUCAGGUUCCACCUCAGCAGCAGCAGCAGCAGCAACAACAACAACAACAACAACAACUAACACCGGAACAACGUCAACAGCUUCACAUAUUGCAGCAACAGCAGCAACAACAGAAAAUUCAGCAAAUCUCACAACAGUUGCAGCAAUCACUGCCCCAAAGUACCCAACAAUUUGUAAUCCGUGACGGUCAAUUGCAGCAACAAACUACCAAUCAGCAAUUGAUAAAUCCGAAUCAACAGAGCUUCCUCGUACAACGUGAUCCGCAGUGGCAACAACAACAAUAUCAUUUACAGUUGCGGCAGCAACAACAACAAGCCCAACAACAACUUGGCCAGCAAAGACCUGUCGGACAAUGGACCCAACAACCACCCCAACCACCGCGUCAAUUGAUACAACUAGAUGCUCAAACACAUCAACAAUUGCAACAGAUGGAUCCUCAACAACGAGCACAAUUUAUACAGAAAAUUCAGAAACAAAGAAACCUGAUUAUACAACGACAGAUGCAGAAUCGACAGGCCCAACAAGGCGGUUCACACAUUGCUGUCAUCAGAAGUCCCGGCAAACCUGGACAGCCAGGUUUACAGUGGGUUCAACAAUCACGCACUCCCAUGAUGGGACCCCAAGUAACUACCGUACAAGGACAAAAACCCAUGCAUCCCGGUGUUCAACCACCAGCUCUCACACCUAUCAAUUCACCGAAUCAAGUGAUCGUACAAUCCGCUUCAACAGUUCAAGGUCCGCAAACUGCGCCGGCUGGUCAAGCCUUUCAACAAGUUCAAUCUCUCACGGCCCAGCAAAUGGCACAGUUACAUCUACAAAAACAGCAACAAAUGGCUCGUUUACAGCUGCAACAUUUGCAACAACAACAGGCCCAACAAGUCCAACAACAACAGGUUCAACAGCAGCAGCAACAACAGCAGCAGCAGCAGCAGCAACAACAACAACAACAACAACAACCACAACAACAACAACAACAACAGCCACAACAACCUGGAGCGCAAGACCCUCCGUUGACGCCGCUCUCAGUUAAUUCACAAAUACCACCGGAUCAGCAAUUAGUUGUUAACGCAAAAACAAAAACGGCUCUGGCAAAUAUGCUCACGAACAGAUUGCAAGGGGGUGCCACUGAAGGCAGCGCCGCCGGACAAUUACGUUUGAUGACUGCUCAACACCGACCGCCACCACCUCCUUCCCAAGAUCCACAACUUUUGGCCGCUUAUCAGCGAAGAACUCUUGGCAAUAUUACGAAUGGUACUCCUACCGGUGCACCCAUCAAAAUGCAGUAUUCACCUUCCAUGCCGCAACCCAAAGCUCAGUUCUAUGGUCACAAUCCAAAUCUCAAACUGCCACCCGAUCUUUUUUUGCUCGGUUGUAUAUUCGUGAUCGUUGAAUACGAUUUGAAUCUAUCCUACGAUGUGCAAAAAUGGAAACAAGUUAUCGAAAGACACGGUGGCGAGGUUGAACCACAAUAUUGUCCUCGUGCGACCCACGUCCUUGCAAUAACCCAAAAACAUCCCAUCGUCGUACAAGCAUUGCGCGAAGGGAAACGUUGCGUCAGUGCCGAUUGGUUGUCCGACGUCGUUACAAAACAACAAGUUUUGCCGCCGUGGCACGCUCUUCACCUUCCAAUUCCGUUCAGUCUGAAUGAAUUACCGUGUAUGAAACAAAUCAUAUCAUCCUCCGGUUUCGAGGAUGAAGAAAAAGCAAAAGUUACCAAUAUGCUAGAACUUUUGGGAGCAAAGUGUACAAAGUACUUUUCUCGGCACAAUACUCUACUUGUUUGUAGAAGACCCGACGGACCGAAAUACAAAAAAGCAAGAGAAUGGCAAAUUCCCGUUGUGAAUGCCCAGUGGCUUACGGAUUUGAUGUGCGGCCAGAGAGGCGUUCUACAUCAAACUGAUGUACCAAAAUAUCAACAAUUUAGUCUUGCUAACCCGUUUAGACUGGAUUACUCACUUGUGCCUCAUCUCAUGGCUGCUUGGAAAAUGCCAAUAAAUAUAACUCAGGAAUCGUACGAUAAAGUCAAGCAAGUUGGUCAGGGACCAACUGCGAUGAGAAAAUGCAAGAAACCACGAUUGGAGGAACCUCUCAUGAACAAAGAUCCCCAUUUGCUGGGACUCGAUGAACCUAUUGUCAUAAGCAAUCCUGAUCCUCCACUACCGGAAAAUCAACCGAAAAUAUUAUUCUCUGGUAUAAAUCCAAAGAAACACGCGAAGAGGAUUCGCGAGCUUGGCGGUGCUUUGGCAUCAAGUUGGCGUGACGCUACGCAUCUUGUAAUGGCCACGCCACUUCGAACCGUGAAACUGUUGUGCUGUUUAUCAAGGUGCAAAUACAUCAUAAAUAUUCAAUGGCUGUUGGAUUGCUCAGCAAAAAAUACAUUCAUCGAUGAAGCUCCCUAUACCCUCGGUGAUGCGGAGUUCGAAAAAAGUUUCAACUGCAAUAUCGAAAAAGUUCUGGCCAGCCCGAACAGAGGAUCCGUACUUAAGGGUAAAACCUUCUAUGUAACACCGAGUGUCGUACCGUCGCCGUCGGCUUUCGCAGAAAUAGUCGAAAGUGCCGGUGGAACGUUGGAAAAAACUCGAAGGUCCGUGGCUCAGAUACAAGAAAUGAACGGAUCUAAAAUAAAUUAUAUCAUCGUCACUCAUGACAGCGACCUUCACUUAUUGGAAGACGUUUUACGUGCUGAUAUGAGUGUAUUCAAUGCAGAGAUCGUACUUGGAGCAAUAUCCCGACAAAACUUCCAAAUAGACCCGCACCAACUAUGAACAAUAUCGAUUAUUCGUUUCGAGUCUGAGUGUAAAGAUUCAUUAAUUUGUGUGUAAAAAAAUUUUCAUCCCCCUUCUGUCCUCUCAUCGAGCUUUUUUUCCAUACGAAAAUACGCCCGAUGGAAAUUGUGCUCGCUCGUAAAGAAUCAUUGUAAAAUUAAAAUCGAAAAAAUUCGUUGAAAACGAAAAUUUUACUUAUUCCGAUUUCAUUACCGAGCAAACUCGCUUAUCGACAAAAAAAAAUGCUCCAAGCGUCCAGAACGCUGGCCAUUUUUCUGUACUUUUUUUUCCAUAUUUACUCUCUUCAUCAUUGGCAUUGAGUUUUUCAAGAGAGAGAGAGAGAGAGAAAGAGAAGCCUUUCGAAUUAAACGAUUUUUCAUUCAUGCAAUAUUAGUAUCGUUCCUGUGCACAUUUUUUCUGUCUUAGUCUCGCUUUUUUAUUCAUUGUUUUUUUUUCCAUGAAUGUUAUUUAAUUCUGUAAACAUCUUGACAAUGUUUGUGUUUCUCCAAGGAAAUUUAUUAAUUCAUUGACCCGUGAGUAUUCAAAAUAUAUAGAAAAAUUUUGAUAAACCGGUCCGCGUGAUGUCCUUGGCGAGAAACAAAACGAUAAAUUCCCUCCACACUACCCCAUGAAACGGAGAGUCACCUGGGUAGGCACCGCAUUUCCAAAUAUUUCACAAUCGCUGAAUCUUUUCACUCGAGAUUAAUCUUCCUUUUUCCUUGCAUCAUUUUCAAGACGAGUUUAAGGUAGUCCUCUAUUUUGUUUUCUGGUUCCUGAUAACUUUAAGCAGCUUUUUGCCCUAUUUUCUUCGUCGCGAAGUUUCAUAAGACCCAAUCGAUGGGAUUUUGUUGUUGCGAUUCUCUGCAUCUUCGAUGAAAAAACGUUACAGUUACUAAAACAAAAAAAAAAGAAAUCCAAUACCUAUCAUAAUAGCUCGUUUAGAUUUCGGUUAACAUGUCGAUUCCAUACAAAUAGAAUCGUACGAAUAGCCCCUUGAUUUCAUUGUUCGCGAGUAGCACUCUUAAAUAAAAUUUAUAAUUUGACGAACAACAUUUUUCUAAAUUAUAUGCUCGGGUGAGUUUUGAAAAGAAGAAUUCUGCACUGAAUGAAAAUUCCCGUGGAUCAAACGAUCGCGAGGGAGAACGUUGAAUAUAAUUGUCAUGAAUUGCAUGUAAAAACGAUUAAUACAUCUGUUACGUUUGUAUUUCUAUGUAUAUUGUUUAUUUGUUGCGAAAGGUUAAACGCAUUAAACUCGAUGGGACCGAAAACAGAAAAAAAUCAAAUCCACGAAAUCCUACGGGAAAGCGACUCUACCAGAAAUGUUGGUCAAUCAUGAUUCCUUGCGCGGUGAGUGAAAUGACGAGGCUAUAAACAACGUAUUAUGCAUAAAAGCUCAAGGAGAAACGUUGACAAACAACAAAAAUGAACGAUAUAACGAUAAAAAUAUUCUGGUGAGUUAUUUUUGAAAAAAGUAUAUUUUAUUAUCUUAUUCUUCGUCGGCGGGACAAUAAACAGACUAACUUUUGUGGUAGUA
Messenger RNA from Venturia canescens, 6641 nucleotides. It is a transcript of the gene Ptip, whose product is annotated as PAX transcription activation domain interacting protein. The coding region runs from base 716 to 5107 and encodes 1463 amino acids. NCBI's taxonomy places the organism in Eukaryota, Metazoa, Arthropoda, Insecta, Hymenoptera, Ichneumonidae. The record is from RefSeq and is a predicted model, not a curated record. The transcript is spliced from 9 exons.